Sabethes cyaneus is the source of this 2203-nucleotide messenger RNA. RefSeq names its product malectin-A. Gene Ontology annotation, molecular function: carbohydrate binding. The record is from RefSeq and is a predicted model, not a curated record. Lineage: Eukaryota; Metazoa; Arthropoda; Insecta; Diptera; Culicidae. Gene Ontology annotation, cellular component: membrane. The transcript has 2 exons. The coding region runs from base 528 to 1385 and encodes 285 amino acids.
CCUGAUUGGCUGCGUUCAUUGAUGGCAUACCUGGCAUACGGCUAGAUAUACGGCAGAAUUCGUCCGGGAAAAGUUAUUCUGUCGCCCAGUAAAUAAGUUAUUUGAGUUAAAGUUAUUGAGAAGUACAAACACUCUAUUCAAAAGGCAGAACUCGGUAUAGCUACAGUUUCUUAGCUUAAAAAUAACUCCGACUUUAUUUACUCAGUUGCUUCAAGUGCUUCACAUGCUAUUCCCUUCCUGAUACCCACUCGAUGCAAUGGAAAAAUAAAUCAAUAAAAAUGCCACGUAAUGUUGUGCUGUUAGUGAUAACGUUUUACCCGGAUUAUCGCCAACCUGGAAAAGUUUUUGGAAGCUGGUCACGGUAACUAGUUAAAUUGGUAUUAUUUUGUCCUCACUGGAGAAGAAGGCACAGAUCUGGAUUGGUUCCGGUAGAUCCGAAGCACCGUUCAAGCGAAAAGCUAACAUUAGAAGAUAAUAACCGACUACCUGCGUAGCAGAAGAUUAGUAGAAGGCAAAUUGAUCUCGUAAUGGUUGCAAUGCCUUCCUUUUAUCGCACGAUCUGUGUUCUAUUGAGCUGCAUUGCGUCUUUUCGCUCAUUCGUAACGGCUGCCCAGCAAAAUGUGAUAUACGCAAUUAAUGCCGGUGGUGAAGCUCAUAUCGAUUCGCAUGGAAUCAAAUACGAGCGAGAUCCCCUGAUGGGGAAAGUCGGUACCGAGUCAGAUUACGGCAAGCAGCUCCUGAUGAUCAAUCGAGUCAAACCGAACGAUGAAGUACUAUACCAGACGGAACGAUAUCAUCAUGACACCUUCGGGUAUGAUCUACCGAUUGCUGGUGAUGGAGAGUACGUCUUAAUAUUGAAAUUUUGUGAGGUGUAUUUUAAUGCUGCCAAUAUGAAGGUUUUUGAUGUUUUACUGAACAACCGACAUAUGGUCAUUACGGAUCUGGACAUAUUUUCCCUGGUUGGCAAAGGAACAGCACACGAUGAGUACGUGUACUUCACCGUUUCGCGUGGAAAGUUAUAUUUCAAGGAAGAAGAUUCCGAGAUUCGCGGAGGAAAAGUGAAACUGGAGUUUUUAAAGGGUUAUAAAGAUAAUCCUAAAAUCAAUGCCAUCGUUCUGCUUAAAGGUUACGAUGAAGUUAACCUGCCAAGAUUGACCCCACUAGCCAGCGAACAGCCGGUGCAGGAAAGUUACGGCGGGGACUCACAAACAGUCGACACUGUUGCAGAUGGGGAUGUGUUAACAGACGGAAAAGCUAAACAGCGAAAAACUAGUGGCCCGAAGCAACCGAAUCCGUACUCUCUGGAUGAAUCGUCCAUGAUGUUGCCAGUUUUUAUAGCCAUCGGAGCAUUUAUACCGCUAUUGUUUUGUUUGUGUCGACUGUGAUUUUGUUCAACAUAUUGUUUUUUGGUUCUUUGGUUUCAUGAGAGAGUAUCAGAUAGGUGGACAGUCGUCCAUGACACAACACUUACGCGGUGCUGGCGGUUAACACAUUUGUUAAAAUAUUUUUAAUUAGUGAAAACAGUUCUGAUAUUUACAACGUAUCAACUUAAAGUGGUACCUUUACAAGGUAGAAAAGAAUGUUUCAGAAAACGAUGGUAUUCAACUUUUAGGUUUAAACUUCUAGGGCAGCCGGAAAAAGAUUACGUUGAGAUCACAUUGUCAGUUGAUAUAAUUGACUAGCUAACUAGCUGACAUUUUUUCAACAAAAAGAAAAUACACACAAAUUAUCAGCAACGUUUCUACCGCUCAAAUCGAUAGCGACAGUCGAUUCUUACCAUUAGCAAUGAAAAUUUUACCAGUAACUUAACUAAUAUAUUACUUAUAGAAUGCUAGAACGCGAAAAGCUCAAAAAUAUGUUAGUUGUUGAAUGCUGAUAUAUAAGUAUAAUAGAGGUAAGCCACCCGGCACAAUUUUAAAUGCACUAAACUACAAGCAGCUGUGAGACGUACUUAUAUUAUGUUAGAUUUUACUUCGUCUAUUUGAUUUAGAUACAACGAAAUGCAUAAUGGAUAGUGAGAGAAGCUCCGACUAGAACUAGAACUGCUAGAUUAUAACUUCAAAACAGUCAUUUUUGUAUGAGUUCAGCCUGUAGCACGCCAGCUACUUUUUAAUUUAUUGUUAGUGAUAAGAGAAGCCUAUGAAAUAACUCAUAUCGCUAGGCCGAACCGUCAAAUCAAUAAACAUGAUUUGUAUUGCGCAUA